This is a messenger RNA of Pteropus alecto (black flying fox), 3617 nucleotides long. RefSeq names its product BOC cell adhesion associated, oncogene regulated (gene BOC). NCBI's taxonomy places the organism in Eukaryota, Metazoa, Chordata, Mammalia, Chiroptera, Pteropodidae. The transcript has 19 exons. Bases 203 to 3535 code for a protein of 1110 amino acids. Gene Ontology annotation, biological process: axon guidance; nervous system development; cell-cell adhesion. Gene Ontology annotation, molecular function: protein binding. The record is from RefSeq and is a predicted model, not a curated record. Gene Ontology annotation, cellular component: plasma membrane; axon.
AGCAAGUGGGAAAUCGCUGGGCUCUCCAGUUACCCAGGAACCUCCUUAGCUGCUCAGGAACCUCCUUAGCUGCUGAGAGGUAACUGUCAUGCAGGAUGCGAGCUGCAGAGUGUUGCAGAGGAUAACAGAAUCUCUUUGAGUGACUCUAGUGGCAUAUGGGACGUUGGCUUCGGACCCUUGGUAACACACCUUGCUGCGUGGGAUGAUGAUGACUCAGAGAAGAAAGAGGCCUGAGGUCACACUCACCUACCUCCUCUUAGCCACAGCAGGCUGCUUUGCUAACCUGAAUGAGCUCCCUCAGGUCACUGUCCAGCCUUCUUCCACGGUCCAGAAGCUUGGAGGAACGGUGAUCCUGGGCUGCGUGGUGGAGCCCCCGGGCAUGAAUACCACCUGGCGCCUGAACGGGAAGGAGCUGAAUGGUUCAGAUGAUGCUUUGGGCGUCCUCAUCACCCAUGGGACCCUCGUCAUCACUGCCCUCAACAACCGCACUGUGGGACGGUACCAGUGUGUGGCCCGGAUGCCCGCAGGGGCCGUGGCCAGCGUGCCAGCCACUGUGACACUAGCCAAUCUCCAGGACUUCAAGUUAGAUGUGCAGCAUGUGAUUGAAGUAGAUGAGGGGAACACAGCAGUCAUUGCCUGCCAUCUUCCUGAGAGUCACCCAAAAGCCCAGGUCCGAUACAGUGUCAAACAAGAAUGGCUGGAGGCAUCCAGAGAUAACUACCUGAUCAUGCCAUCAGGAAACCUCCAGAUUGUGAACGCCAGCCAGGAGGACGAGGGGAUGUACAAGUGCGCCGCCUACAACCCAGUGACCCAGGAAGUGAAAACCGCGGGCUCCAGUGAUCGGCUGCGCGUGCGCCGCUCCACCGCCGAGGCUGCCCGCAUCAUCUACCCCCCAGAGGCACAGACCAUCAUUGUUACCAAAGGCCAGAGUCUCAUUUUAGAGUGUGUGGCUAGUGGGAUCCCACCCCCACGAGUUACCUGGGCCAAGGAUGGGUCCAGUGUCGCCAGCUACAACAAGACGCGCUUCCUGCUGAGCAACCUCCUCAUUGACACCACCAGUGAGGAGGACUCGGGGACAUACCGCUGCAUGGCUGACAACGGAGUAGGAGAGCCUGGGGCAGCAGUCAUCCUCUACAACGUCCAGGUGUUCGAACCCCCCGAAGUCACUGUGGAGCUGUCCCAGCUGGUCAUCCCGUGGGGCCAGAGUGCCAAGCUCACCUGUGAGGUGCGCGGGAACCCCCCACCCUCCGUGCUGUGGCUGAGGAAUGCUGUGCCCCUCACCUCCAGCCAGCGCCUCCGACUGACCCGUAGGGCCCUGCGAGUGGUCAGUGUGGGGCCUGAAGAUGAAGGCGUCUACCAGUGUAUGGCCGAGAAUGAAGUUGGGAGCGCCCAUGCAGUGGUCCAGCUGAGGACCGCCAGGCCAGGCACAACCCCGAGGCCAUGGCGGGAUGCUAAACUGGACACUGCUACACCUCCCAUGCCACCCUUCAGACCCAGAAGCCCUGACCAGAUGCUGAGGGGGCACUCAGGUCUCCCAAGGCCUCUGACAUCCGUGCAGCCAGCUUCCCUACAGUGCCCUGGAGAGAAGGGGCAGGUGGCUCCUGCCGAGGCACCCAUCAUCCUCAGCUCACCCCGGACCUCUAAGAGUGACUCAUACGAGCUUGUGUGGCGGCCUCGGCACGAGGGUGGCAGUCGGGCACCCAUCCUGUACUAUGUGGUGAAACACCGCAAGGUCACAAACUCAUCUGAUGAUUGGACUAUCUCUGGCAUUCCGGCCAGCCAGCACCGCCUGACCCUCACGAGACUUGACCCUGGGAGCUUGUAUGAAGUGGAGAUGGCAGCUUACAACUGUGCAGGCGAAGGCCAGACGGCCAUGGUCACCUUCCGAACUGGACGGCGGCCCAAACCUGAAAUCCUGGCCAGCAAGGAGCAGCAGAUCCAGAGAGAUGACCCUGGAGCCAGCCUCCAGAGCAGCAGCCAGCCAGACCAUGGCCGCCUCUCCCCCCCAGAAGCUCCAGACAGGCCCACUAUCUCCAUGGCCUCUGAGACAUCCGUGUACGUGACCUGGAUUCCCCGUGGGAAUGGUGGCUUCCCGAUCCAGUCCUUCCGUGUGGAGUACAAGAAGCUAAAGAAAGUGGGGGACUGGAUUCUGGCCACCAGUGCCAUCCCUCCCUCCCUGCUCUCAGUGGAGAUCACAGGCCUAGAGAAAGGCACCUCCUACAAGUUCCGGGUCCGGGCUCUGAACAUGCUGGGGGAGAGCGAGCCCAGCGCCCCAUCCCGGCCCUACGUGGUGUCCGGCUACAGUGGCCGCAUAUACGAGAGGCCCGUGGCAGGCCCUUACAUCACCUUCACUGAUGCAGUCAAUGAGACCACCAUCAUGCUCAAGUGGAUGUAUAUUCCAGCAAGUAACAACAACACUCCAAUCCAUGGCUUUUAUAUCUAUUAUCGACCCACAGACAGUGACAAUGAUAGUGACUACAAGAAGGAUAUGGUGGAAGGGGAUAGAUACUGGCACUCCAUCAGCCACCUGCAGCCAGAGACCUCCUACGACAUUAAGAUGCAGUGCUUCAAUGAAGGAGGGGAGAGCGAGUUCAGCAACGUGAUGAUCUGUGAAACCAAAGCUCGAAAGUCUUCUGGUCAGCCUGGUCGACCCCCACCCCCAACUCUUGCUCCACCUCAGCCGCCACCCCCUGAAACUAUUGAGAGGCCAGUGGGCACAGGGGCCAUGGUGGCACGCUCCAGUGACCUGCCCUACCUGAUUGUCGGGGUCGUGCUGGGCUCUGUCGUCCUCAUCAUCGUCGCCUUCAUCCCCUUCUGCUUGUGGAGGGCCUGGUCUAAGCAGAAACAUACAACAGACCUGGGUUUUCCUCGAAGUGCCCUUCUGUCCUCCUCCUGCCAAUACACAAUGGUACCAUUGGGAGGACUCCCAGGCCACCGAGCUAAUGGGCAGCCCUACCUUAGUGGCACCAAUGGACGGACCUGUGCCAAUGGGGUCCAUGUGAACAGGGGCUGCCCUGCAACUGCCUUGGGCUAUGCAGGCAUGAGACCUCAGCAGCACUGCCCGGGGGAGCUUCAGCAGCAGGAUGACACCAACAGCCUGCUGAGGCAGACCAUUCUUGGCAACGGAUAUGGCGUCCACAGUCACCAGAUUCCCAGGGGAACCAAGGCUGACCCAGACGAGGGCUCUUACUUAUAUACACUGCCUGAUGACUCAACUCACCAGCUACUCCAGACCCACCAGGACUGCCACCUCCAGGAGCAGCCCGCUGCUGCCAGCCAGUCAGGAAUGAGGAGUGUACCUCAGAAUCCUGGGCCUGAAGUGACAUGGGACCCUCUUUUUCAUCCAGGGCCCCCAUGCUGCUUGGGCCUUGUACCGGUUGAAGAAGUGGACAGUCCUGAGUCCUGCCAAGUGGGUGGAGGAGAGUGGUGUCCCCAACACCCCACGGGGGCCUACACAGGACAGGAGCUUGGGCUCCGGCUCUCCCCCAGCCCACCAGUGCAUGUAUCUUUUGAAACACCACCUCCCAGAAUUUAGACAGAAGCCAGUAUUCCAGAAAGAUUCUAUAUUAUCAUUUUUAAAAAGGGACAGAGAAAAUUCGUAUUUAUUUUUCUAUAAU